AUGCAUCCCUCAGACCUGUUGCACCUCCUAAUAUGUUUAGCUUGGGCUAAACUUAUAACAUCACUAUCAUGUAACUGUAAUAAGACAGCGACCGGAGAUAUAGCAUCUCGUCCACUAAGAAUGGCCAUUUUGGCACCGGAUAAUGAUCUUCAUCCAUAUUCUCUGAACAAAGUUUUACCACCGGUGCUAUACGCCGUCAGAUCUCAAAAGAAAAGAGGAGAAAGUGGUUUAUUGUCUGGUAGGCAGGUACAAGUUUUAUAUAGAGAUACUCAAUGCUCUUCUACGUAUGGUCCACUAGCCGCAUUCGAAUUUUAUAUAGAAAACAGUGCCGAUGUCUUUUUGGGACCCUUAUGCACUUAUGCGUUGGCACCUGUGGCACGUUACUCGUCAGUUUGGGACGUUCCUAUACUGACGGCUGCAGGACAGAAUGAUAAUUUCGACUUCAAAAAUCCACAUUAUCGUCUAUUAACUAGAAUGAACGGUUCCUAUUCCCAGAUUGGUUUGGUUUUCUUAAAAAUUCUUUAUAAAUUCAACUGGAAUGUCGUCGGUUUGUUGUUCCAUAAUUACGAGAAUCGAACUAAAGGUAAUUCCGAUUGUUAUUUCACACUUAGUGCCAUUUAUACGGCAUUAGGAAGGACAAGUCAUUAUCAGGACUUCGAUGAAACUUCUCCUAAUCUUAAUUAUGAAGAAAUGUUAAGAAGUGUUGCUCUUAAGGCGCGAAUUAUCGUAAUGUGCGCUUCUCCAGAUGUAGUGAGAAAUAUCAUGUUGACUGCUAAUGAUAUGGGCAUGGUCGAUAGCGGAGAUUAUGUAUUUUUUGAUGUUCAGCAAUUCACCAGUAAAAAGGACAAUAGUCGACCGUGGUAUCGUGCAAGUGAUGAUGCAGAAAGAAAUCAGAAAGCAAAAGCUGCUUACGAUGCUUUAUUGACUGUUACGGCAAGAAUACCAGAUACAAAUGAAUAUGCGGAAUUCUUCCGAGCUGUAAAAAGAAUAGCCAAAGAAGAACGAGGAUAUGAUUAUGGUCUAGAAGAGGUAAAUACGUAUGUAACGGCAUUCCAUGAAGCAGUUAUACUAUAUUUUCUUGCUGUUAAUGAAACUUUAAAUGAAGGUUAUGGAAUAUAUAAUGGCACUGUUAUAACUCAAAAGAUGUGGAACAGAACAUUUGAAGGCAUUACAGGGAAUAUAAAUAUUGAUGAAAAUGGAGAUAGAAUUAUGGAUUAUUCUCUCUUAGAUAUGAAUCCUGUAACAGCUGAAUUUGAGGUGGUUGCUAACUACUAUGGUUCAAAUCAACAGGUGAUUGAUGUUGUUGGUAAAAAUGUGCAUUGGCCUGGAGGUAGAAAAGAUCCUCCACCUGAUGUUCCACCUUGCGAUUUCGAUGGUUCGAAAUGUCUUGAUGAUUCUCUUUCUCAAUAUACAAUUAUUGGAACAAUGCUUAGUACAGUGAUUGUUAUAUUUAGCAUUGCAUCGUUUUUUAUUUAUCGACAUUUUAAACUUGAAGCAGAAUUAUCUUCUAUGACGUGGAAAGUCAAAUGGGAUGACAUUAUUACCACGAAACAGAAUCUUAAUAGAAAACCUGGUUCAAAAAUGAGUCUAAAUCGUAAUAGUAUAAUUGGUGCUAUUGUAGCUAUCAAACCGAUUAACAAAUCUCGAAUCGAAUUAACUAGACCACUUCUUUUGGAAUUCAAGAAGAUGAAAGAUUUACAUCACGAUCAUAUUGUUCGAUUUAUUGGAUCGUGUGUGGAACCUCCUAAUUGUUGUCUAUUAACAGAAUAUUGUCCUCGAGGAAGUUUACAAGACAUUCUAGAAAAUGAUGAGAUAAAAUUAGAUUGGAUGUUUAGAUUUUCUUUAAUGCAUGAUUUAAUUAAGGGUAUGGCUUACCUCCACAGUAGUGAAUUACGUUCUCAUGGAAAUCUUAAAUCAUCAAAUUGUGUUGUGGAUAGCAGAUUUGUUUUAAAGAUUACAGAUUUUGGACUUUAUUCUUUAAGAAGUUAUGACGAAAACGAUAAUGAAAAUUCCUAUGCUUAUUGGAAAAGGAAACUUUGGACUGCACCAGAACUCUUACGCAUGUCUGAUCCACCACCGGAAGGGACCCAGAAGGGUGACGUCUAUUCCUUUUCCAUCAUAUCUCACGAAAUCGUCACACGACAGGGAACAUUUUCUGUAGGAGAUCUCGAACUCAGUCCCAAAGGUAUGACGUCAAUUUACGUCAUUUUAUAUAUCGCGCAAUAUAAUUUCUUUCCUAGAGAAAAUGAAAGCGGUAAUAUUUUAGAUAAUCUUCUUUCUCGGAUGGAACAAUAUGCUAAUAAUUUAGAAGCAUUAGUUGAAGAGCGAACUGCAGACUAUCUGGAAGAAAAAAGGAAAGCAGAAAAUCUUCUCUACGAAUUACUUCCUAAAUCUGUAGCCAGUCAACUGAUCAGAGGAGAGUCUGUAACUGCCGAAGCUUUCGAUAGCGUUACAAUUUAUUUUAGUGAUAUCGUAGGGUUUACUGCACUUUCUGCACAGAGUACGCCAAUGCAGGUUGUGGAUCUUUUAAAUGAUCUCUAUACAUGCUUUGAUUCGGUGAUAGAAAGCUACGAUGUUUAUAAGGUGGAAACUAUUGGAGAUGCAUAUAUGGUAGUUUCUGGUCUUCCUAUGCGAAAUGGUAAUUUACAUGCCAGAGAAAUUGCGAGAAUGUCCAUUGCUCUAUUGAAUGCAGUUAAGUGUUUUACAAUCAGACAUCGACCGCAAGAUCAGUUAAAACUAAGAAUCGGAAUGCAUUCUGGUCCAUGUGUUGCUGGCGUUGUAGGUUUAAAAAUGCCAAGAUAUUGUUUAUUUGGCGAUACUGUCAAUACGGCCUCCAGGAUGGAGUCGACGGGUUUAGCAUUGAAAAUACAUGUUAGUCCGAAAACAAAAGAGAUUUUGGAUACAUUCGGAACGUUUCAAAUUGAAUGUAGAGGAGAAGUGGAAAUGAAAGGAAAAGGUAAAAUGGUGACGUAUUGGUUAAUCGACGAACUUGAAAAUCCACAGCAAUUAGUAAAUAUUGAUAAUCCUAAAGAAACAAGUAUUUGAUAUAAAGAUAUGUUUUAAUUUAUCACUAUAUAUUUUCAUACAAAUUGUCUUUCAUUUCUUGUGUUAUAUAAUUUUCGAAGUGGAAUGUGAUAUAUCAUUAAAGAAACGGGUCAGAAAUCGAAUAUUACUCAUUGCUUUUAUUCUAAUCUAUUAUAUAUAUAUACUUAAAUAUUUAAUAAAAUGAUUUAUUUAUUUCAUUACCUGACACUCAUUUUUUUGAUUAUUUUUAAAAUCAUACGUAGGAACGUAUGAAAGAAAGUUA
Molecule: messenger RNA, 3307 nt
Organism: Centruroides sculpturatus (bark scorpion)
Lineage: Eukaryota; Metazoa; Arthropoda; Arachnida; Scorpiones; Buthidae
Product: atrial natriuretic peptide receptor 1-like
Exons: 20
Coding region: 1-3045 (1014 amino acids)
Biological process (GO): cGMP biosynthetic process; protein phosphorylation; intracellular signal transduction
Cellular component (GO): membrane
Molecular function (GO): ATP binding; guanylate cyclase activity; protein kinase activity
Source: RefSeq, a predicted model, not a curated record